This is a messenger RNA of Pelmatolapia mariae (spotted tilapia), 3272 nucleotides long. RefSeq names its product sestrin 4 (gene sesn4). Gene Ontology annotation, cellular component: nucleus. Bases 128 to 1426 code for a protein of 432 amino acids. The transcript is spliced from 9 exons. Gene Ontology annotation, biological process: positive regulation of macroautophagy; cellular response to leucine starvation; regulation of response to reactive oxygen species. The record is from RefSeq and is a predicted model, not a curated record. Lineage: Eukaryota; Metazoa; Chordata; Actinopteri; Cichliformes; Cichlidae. Gene Ontology annotation, molecular function: oxidoreductase activity, acting on peroxide as acceptor; L-leucine binding.
UCUCAGUCCGGUCUGCAGCUACAGACUGACUGAAGCCAGCAGCGGCUCUCUGCCUUUGUUAGCUAGCUGGUAAAGCACCAAGAAAGGACAUAGCCGCAUCCAUGAAAUAGCACACUUUUUUUGGAAAAUGAUCAUCUGUACGAGUAAAAUGGAGUACCCCCUGAGAACCCAGUGCCAGCGAGUCCAGAAACAGGUGAUGGUGAAUGGUGAGAAGGAGCGAGUGUCACUGCUGGUCAGCAGGGGGAGUGUAGAUGCCGUGUCCCAGCAGAUGGCGUCUCACCCUCAGUACCUGGAGAGCUUCCUGCGCACACAGCAUUACAUCCUGCACAUGGAUGGCCCCCUGCCGCUGCCAUACCGCCAUUACAUCGCCAUCAUGGCUGCAGCACGUCAUCACUGCAACUACCUGGUGUACCUGCACUCAACGCAUUUUCUGAGGGUGGGCGGGGAUCCCAAGUGGUUGCAGGGUUUGGAGGCGGCACCCCUUCGCCUUCGGCUCCUUGACAACAUUAACAAGGUGCUGGCCCACCAACCCUGGCUCACCACCUGCUCACAUAUCCAGACGCUGCUGAAGGCGGGCGAGCAGUGCUGGUCACUGGCUGAGCUGGUGCAGGCCGUGGUGAUCCUGGCCCACUGCCACUCCCUCUGCAGCUUUGUGUUUGGAUGCGACACAGACGCAGACUUUGUCCCUCUCUCCUCCAAAUCUCCCAACGGUACUCCACCGACCUUCUGCCCCUUUGAUGCUGCCAACGGCAACACCAACGUGCCUCAGUCCCUCGCCACUCCCUCUGAACACAUAACACGACGACGGUCUCUGGACUCAAGUGGUGACGUGAUGUGUCUGAAGGAGAGGAUCCAGAAGUCCCAGGAAGAGCGUGAAAAGCAAACACUCCAGCAGACAGACACAGAGGAGGAGGAGGAGAUGAUAUGCCUCGCAGAUCCUUCGCGUUUUAUCACAGACCCUGACUUUUGCUAUCAGGAGUUUGCACGCAAGGAGGAGGACCACUUCCAAGUGUUCAGAGUUCAGGACUAUUCCUGGGAAGAUCACGGCUUCUCCUUAGUCAACAGAUUGUAUUCCGACAUCGGGCACCUCCUGGAUGACCGGUUCAGGAGCGUAGCCACCCUCUCCUCAUUGCACAGUGACGACCUGAAGAGGGCGAUCUGGAAUUACAUCCACUGUGUGUUAGGAAUACGCUACGAUGAUUACGAUUACGGUGAAGUGAACCAGUUGCUGGAGCGAGAUUUGAAGCUGUACGUCAAGGCUGUGGCCUGUUUUCCGGACUCCACCAAAACUCCAGUGUGUCCGCUGAGAUGGACUCCACUUAAGACUUCAGAACGGAUACACAUAAACUUACUAAUCAUGGAGGCCCGGCUGCAGGCGGAGCUGCUGUACGCGCUGAGAGCCAUCACUCAGUACAUGAUUGCCUAAGAGGACGGAGAGGCACGUCAUUAAAACUCUUCGCCGGUACAGAGAGACCCGGAAACAAGAGGAUGAAGACAUCUGAAGAGCAGCCGGUGACGUGGGAUGAGAGCGGCACUUUUAAGGACACAGAGCUGCACCGUUUGCAGCUGUGCCUCUUUGAAUGUGCUCUUUCUCCUCAGAUCCAGUAUAUUUAAACCAUAGCGUGCCACAUCCCUCCUGCAACUCAUCUUAUUGUGAAGUCCUCUUAUCAGACAUCUUGGCUCUCGAAGGUUAUGUGCAAUUAUUGCUAGUUAUUUUAAUUUUUACCUGUCGUCUUGUGUUCCAGUCGGUCGCAGCAGCAGUGUGUUACCAGUGGCCAAUACUCUCCUCUUUAGUUUGAGAAGUCUCCUUUUGUAUUAACUAUGCUUUUCCAAAAACGUAUAUCUUUGUGUACACGUUGAAUGAAUGUUAAUGGGAGACCAGUUCUUUGGGGGGGUUUGUUUUUUUUGUGGACAAUCCUUGUCAGUGUUGGAGGAGGACUGUGAAGGACGACCGUUUUGUUUUCCCUGACAUUUUGUAUUAAUGCUGGUCAAGAACAAAAAUGAGAAUGACACUGCUGGAAGUUAUCACAUCACUAUAGUUUCUUUUAAUAAGCACUUUUUUAAACUUUAUAUAUUUAUAAUGCAAGGUAGCUAAUGAGUAGACAUACUGAGUUUGUGGGUCUCGUCUUUAUGACGUGUUUAAAAAAGAAAAAAGAAAAGAUUUGACUGUUUGUCCUCAAACUUUCAGACUCUGCUUUUGUUUCCCAGCCCCGAUUUCUGAGUGAAGGUACGCGUUUCAGGAUAUUUCAGUGAAAUAUUGCUGUAAUAUUUUCAGUUUAGCUCUGGCACAGAGACUCUGAAACUAAUCUGAAGAAGUCAGUAAGCUGUUUCUUACAGCGACGAGUAAGCUGAGCCACAUUUUGUUUUUUUUUUUCUCCCCACUGACACGCUUCAGAGACGAUCAAAUCAGAGACUAAAUGUUAGACCACGGGUCCUUUAAGACCUCAACCUUUCACAAAAGUACAAAAAAUCAAUUGGAGCAAUUUUAAAAAUAAAUAAAUAACACUUAAGGUUGAUCUGCGGCGGUGAUGAUGUGAGUUCAGAUUUUUGUUCGGGGCUUUGUGUUAAAGCUUUUCUUUCUUUCUUUGUGUGAACUGUAUCGAAGUAGAUCAUCACAGCAGAGAACCCGUGGUACACUUAGCAGAGCGAUGUGCAGAGUAGCUGUUAAUAACACCUGUAUCUCCUUUCUGUCUUUUCUUUUUACAGUUUUUUUUUUGUAAACCUUUGGAGUACUUUUUGUUUUGUUUGUUUCUGGGUGACAGUAGGACCUACUUGUCAUGCUGCGGCCUGGGUAGUUGUAGAAGUGUGACAGACUGUGUAGAUUUAGAAUUGGUAACUGCAGGAUGUAGAACAGAAACCGAAGUCCAUAUCGACUAAAGCAAAAAGCGCUGUUAACACAGGUGCCUUCAGGCUAAAACUGGAGUGCUGCUGAAGUGGAAGGAUGUGACGACUGGAGGCUGAACGUGGGCCGGAAACGAGCCCGGCUGACAGGCGGGAAAGCUUUUCCUGCCCGAGUGGGAACAGUUCUUGUUUUUCUUUCUUGGUGUUGGUCGGCGCCGGUUCUGAUGAACGUUGCAGCUGUGAACGCCCAUGUUUUCUAACAGACACAUUCUACAAGCCCCAGCAACUCAGCAAGAGCCUUUGACACAGAUGGAUGUUAAAAAUGUUCAACUUUAGUAGACUUAAAAAAAAAAAAACACCUUACCUUAAAAUAAAUAACCUAAAAAAAAGAGAAUAAGUGCAAAGACAAAAAAAUGUUUUGGUUUUUUUUU